Messenger RNA from Amyelois transitella, 3526 nucleotides. RefSeq names its product protein Skeletor, isoforms B/C. Lineage: Eukaryota; Metazoa; Arthropoda; Insecta; Lepidoptera; Pyralidae. The record is from RefSeq and is a predicted model, not a curated record. Bases 578 to 2680 code for a protein of 700 amino acids. The transcript has 15 exons.
UGUUAUGUAAGCAGGUAGUGAUCUUUUAAAUAAAAUUCUCCCUUUGUUACACAAUUGUCUUAACUUCAUAAAACAGCUGUUCACUUUUUCAUCAUCAACCAAUGUUGUGAAACCAAAAGAUAUGACAAUUAUUAAGUGAUAUGAAGUGUUUUGUAAUAAUGAAUCAAAAUUUUGAAUUUGAAUUUUGAAAUUGAAUGUGGUUGCCUGAAUGAGCAGGUUUCCUCUCACAAGCAACAAUCAAUUAAAUAUAAAAUACAAUGCAACGGCGACAAUAAUACUUAGCUAUAAGUAGUAUAAGAAGAAUCAGUGAAAGGGAAUAGUGUACAAAACAGAUAACAUGUGACGCAAUGUUAAACAAGUGAAAGUUGAAACAUCUAAGCGCCGCGCACGCUGGCCGCAUGCGAACGUGUCUGCGCUGAUUUUAAAAUAAAAAAAGUUAAUGUCAAGAUAAAGCGCGCGAAAAAAAAGUGAAAACAUCGGCAGUGUUUCGUAGUGAAUUUUCGUGUUUCGUCGCGGUCUUGGGGUUGAAGGCUGUGUAUUAUAUUGUGGAAAGCUGUACGCCCCUGUAGACGGGCCAAUGGCGCCUAGGGUGCCGCCCCCGCGCGGUAUUUUACCGCACUACAGUGUGGUUUUGCUCCUGCUAUUUAGUGCUGCGCCAGUACUAUCACGAAGACAGGAGCCCUACUACGGUCGCCUCAUCGGCAGACUGACGCAAUACGCGCACGGGAUCCGCGGUACCGUCUACGCAGUCGACGAAAGCACGAUAUACGUGCGUGGAUUCGCGUACGAUGGUACGGGACCCGACGCUUAUUUCUGGGUUGGGGACUCCCCCCAGCCGUCGCCUGAAGGCAUUUUGGUGCCGUACCCUGAGGAUUAUACCACCAGAGAUCCACCCGUGCUAACGGCGCACAGUAAUUCAGACAUCCUGCUGAGACUGCCCGGCGGCAGGAGGCUUAAAGACAUCAAGUGGAUAAGUGUGUGGUGCCGGAGGUUCACUGUGAACUUCGGCGACGUCUUCAUCCCCCAAGGCCUGGACCCCCCCAGGCCCCGGGUCCUGCCCGAGUUCAAGCGCCUCGCCCACGGCCUCCGCUCAGGCAACAUCAGUGUCCUGGACGCGAAGACGUUUUACAUCCCCAACCUGCAUUACGACGGCGCUGGUCCUGACGCAUACUUUUGGGUUGGCAAUGGGUCUGAACCUAGUCCUUUUGGGACCAAAGUCCCAAACGAGAUGGGCUCGUUAAAACCGCUGCGUGGUUACCAAGGGGAAGACAUCGAAAUUGUGCUGCCUGGCAAAAUGACGGCCUACGACAUAGACUGGCUGGCCGUGUGGUGUGUAGAGUACAGGCACAACUUUGGACACGUCUACAUUCCAAAAGAUCUAGACGUUCCCCCGGCUUUGGGGCAGACGAAAAUCACCACAAGUUCAACAACCUCCCAAACGCCGUUUAGCGCUACAAAUAAUUGCAAAGAAAUACUGGACAAGAGACUGCAAGUUAGAUGGGAAAUACAGGGUGACCACGUACAAAUAACCCUAGCGGCGAGACUGCGCAAGGAGCAGUACAUGGCGUUCGGUAUAUCCGGCGCUGAAGGCAGGGCCGCCAUGUUGGGCGCCGACGUCGUCGUGGCCUAUUGGGAUACCAGGUUAAACCGCGCUGUGGUAUCAGACUACACCAUAACUCAUCUAGCUCAGUGUGACAAUGAGCGGGGAGUGUGUCCCGACGCCAAGCUGGGAGGAAGCGACGACGUGGUCUUAGUGUCCGGCAGUCAAAAGAACGGAAUCACAACCGUCACAUACCGCCGCCCCCUGGCCGCCACUGAACCCACCAAGGACAAGGAGGUUCUCACGAGCAGAUCGCAGUCCGUUAUAGCCGCUUUCGGCCCCCUCAACAGCAAGUACGAAGCCAAUGCUCACUCCUUCAUGGACACUACUAGGAAUGAUGUUCAGUUGGACUUUGGUGCCCAGAACGACAACACGUGCAUAGGCCUAGCGGAAGUCGACCCCCUAGCGCCGAGCCCGUGGCCGCCGCGCGUCAUCUCCCGCACGCACUCGCUCUCCGCGCGCAUCGGGCCCGCCGCCGGCCCGCGCGGGUACUCCGCGCUCACCGGCCAUCCAUCAUGGGGUAUCGCGUGGUACAUCAACGAUCAGCUGAUCCCGGAGAUUUACGUGGAGCGCGGGAAGACUUACACCUUCUACGUGGAGGGCGGGGAGGACAGAACAAAUCCUGCUAAAUUCCACCCGUUCUACAUAAGCGACUCCUCAGAAGGCGGUUUCGGUCAGAAACGCGAGGAAGAACAGAGGAAACAACGUGUGUUCGCCGGCGUCGCUUACGACAGUGAGGGAUACCCAUAUCCUACUGCUGUGGGCCGCUAUUGCGAAUGGACCCACAAGACCAUAGACCAGGCAGCGUCAUCAGCGACCUUCGAGGACUACAUGAAGACUCUCCAACUGGAGUGUAACGACGGAGAGCCAGCCGUGUUGAACUGGACUGUGGCUCAUGAGACUCCAGACCUACUUUAUUAUCAGUGCUAUACACACAACAACUUAGGCUGGAAAAUUCACGUCGUGGACCCGGGCACGCCGGUGCCGCAGUCCGGCGACCGCACGGCCGCCGGCGCCGCCGCCACACUUGCUGUCUCGCUCGCACACGCGCUGUUGCCCGCCCUGCUCCUCGUCAGAUAAGGACAGGUAUAAUUUGCAGCGAGCGUCCCGUACACCUGUUUCUUUGGAUUAUGGAGUGGUAAUUGAAGAUUAACUUUUUGUAUUGUAUUUUAUUAUAACUGGAAUUUCAUUUUAAUAUUUUUUUUUUAUGAAUUUACAAAGUCAUCGUUGAUGUGAACUUAAAAUAAAUGGAUGAAAUUUUGACACGUUGCAAUAAAACGUCAUCAUUUGAAUUAAUUUAGUCAAUACAAUGUUUACACCUGUUACCAUUUGCAUAGAAAUUGCCUGGAAUUAUGAUAUGAAGAUAAAAUAAUUGCGAUGAACACACCAGUAUACCAUAAUUAUAAACUUCUUAUUAUUUUAGAUCGAAAUAUAUACUUAUUUAUUUAGGUAUACACAUCUGGCUGUAUAAUAAUUAUUUUAUAUGAAUUUUUAAAUACCUACACUGUUUGUUUCUUGUGUUUAUCAUUCCAAUAUUUCUGUAUAUAAACAUACAUACAGAAAUACUUCUAUUACGACUGUUAAUUUAAUUUAAAUUAGACAAAUAUGAUAUUUUAUAUCAGUUCAAUUGAUAAUUUUGUAUGUGGUGCUGGUGAAAUUUUUUGAAAUGAUUAUUAUCAUGACUAUCCAGAAAAUUGUUGAAAAAAAAAUAAUUAAAUUAAUAUUAUUAUUAUCAUAACAAAGUUAUAGAAUAAUGUAUUUUAUAGAUAAUUUUGAGAAACAGGUGAUAUUUCGACUGUUCUAUUUAGUCUUGUAAGUCGACGUCUUUUGAAACUUAAGACAAUAAUUCUUACAUGUAAGAUUUAUCUUUGCAAAUGACAAUAAUGUUAGAAUUUAAAUUUAAUCUAAAAUUGCUCUUUGAUUUUU